AGGAGGAUGAAUAGAUUGAGGGUAGGACUACACAGGAGGGAAGGUGGAAAUGUGCCUGGAGGAUGUGGUGAUAGGCGAGGUGUUUAAUGAAUGCUUUGCUUCAGAGUUACCAGUGAGAUAGACAGUGAUUGUGACAAUAGCAGUUGGGAUGUGUAGAUGGAGUGAAGAGGCCAAGAGUGAAAUGGGCCCAACACAGGAAAUUGGGACCAUCUCUGUGGGCACUGUGGUCAGCAUUGUCUCAUUGUGCUGAAGGGACUGUGUCUGUGCUCUGUUGCUCUGUGACUCUAUCAGUAGGAUUCGCCAGAUAUCACUGGACAGACAUACAGACAUGGUGUGGGAGUUGAUGUUAACAGGGAAUGUUUGUUCCCUAAGCAAACUGCUGCUCUGAUACACAGGAUGGUGAUACUGUCACAUUUUGGUCUCUCUGACUCAAUGUCUGCUUGUUGUGUGUAAUUCAGGGCAUCACCAGCAGAUGGAGCUGUCCUGCACCGCGACCAAAGUGUAAACAAGACGACGACAAUCAACAAUCAUCAGUCAGAAUCAGAAUGGCUACAGGUGGGAAACUAAAUCGGGUACAGAAAAUUCUCAAGAGAUUGUUACCAGUCAACUCAUCAAGGGAAGAUAAUCUGGACACGGGAAGCAAGGUACCAAAGCAGGGUCAGAUUGAGAGCAAUGUCCCAAUGGAAUGCGGUCCGGCCGCAGCGGAAGUGGAGCAAAUUCAGCCCAGAGACAGUGACGUCAGAGACACUAAUCAGGACCCUGGAACAAGCACAAGUGAGGCGACUGUCUGUCAGCCCAGAGACAGUGACGUCAGAGACACUGAGCAGGACCCUGGAACCGGUACAAGUGAGGCGACUGUCUGUCAGCUCGGAAGCUCAUUAAACACGGAAUUGUCAAGUGUCCAACAAGGAGCAGAGCCAGAGUUUACAAUCUCCGACCUCCUGGCAGAGGGGGGUGAAUAUCGACUGUACCAGUUGACAAAGUUCUACAGGGACAGACUCAAACAAGCGAUUGAAGAAAAGGUUGAAAGACUCGGUUGGAUGUUGACGAAGGAGGGACAUUUCAGUAGAGAAGAAAAUGAGAAAGUCACUGAACUGACAGAGAAGGGAAACCGGACAGAGAGUUCCAGACUCUUCCUCAGUUUGGUGAUGGGCAAAGGCUCCCGGGCCCGGAGGGCGAUGUGGGAAUCCUUUGUGAUGUGGAGGACUGAGUUACCGAAGUUGGACAGAAUACUGAGGGAAAUACAGGAACUCGGUCCUGAUCCACAGGAAUACAUGAACAUCGCCCAAGGGUUAUCUGAAUUACCCACUCAACUGAUAGAUGUUCAACAGAAACACAAGGAGACUCUGCGGGCACAAACUGAAACACUGAGAGUGGACACGAUCCUGAUGAGGGAGAAGGUGAAGGUUUUCCAGCUGGUUGAUCGAUACGCUGAGCUCACGGUCAUUUCUACUGUUCGAGAUCGGAGACUGGUGGAACAUGAGCUGCUGGCAAGAGGCAGAGACCACGAGGAGUGGAGAGAGGAACAUCUCCGCAGAGAACUGGAAAAAAUCCGGACAGAUCAGUUGUUCCAGAGCAGCUUUUCCCGGAGUAAAUCCAAAUCUGAGAGUUCCGCAGCAGUGGCUGGAGUCCCGGGAAUCGGAAAAACAACAAUGGUACAAAAGAUUGUUUAUGACUGGGCCACAGGGAAAAUACACCAACAGUUCCAGUUUGUCUUCAGUUUUAAAUUCCGGGAUUUAAACUCCAUUAACGGCAGAAUAAACCUGAGGAAAAUGAUUCUGGAUCAGUAUCCUUACUUUGGGAAUUUUAUGAGAGAGGUCUGGAAGAACCCAGAGGGAUUGCUGUUUAUAUUCGACGGUUUAGAUGCAUUCAAACACAGAAUCGAUUUUUCUGACAGUCAGAGAGAUACAGAACCCAACCACCAGUGCCCAGAUCCCGAGUGGUGGUGUGAAGUGUCUGACAUUGUGUACAGUUUAAUCCAGGGCAAGCUUCUCCCAGGGUGUUCAGUGCUGGUGACCACCCGUCCGACGGCAUUGCAUUUAUUGGAAAAGGCAGAGAUCAGUAUCUGGGCUGAAAUCCUGGGAUUCGUUGGUGAGGAACGGAAGGAAUAUUUCAUCAGGUAUUUUGAAGAUCAGGCGGUGGCAGCAGCUGUUUUCAAACAUGUGAAGGAGAACGAAAUCCUGUACACCAUGAGCUACAACCCCUCCUACUGCUGGAUCCUCGCUCUGGCACUGGGCCCCUUCUUCACACAAAGAGUCAGGGACCCGCAGCGAGUUCCCAAGACCAUCACCCAACUGUAUUCCUAUUAUAUUUACAACAUCCUGAAAAACCACGGCUGUGAGAUUAAGAACCCCCGUGAUGUGUUACUCAGGGUUGGUCAGAUGGCCUUCAGAGGAGUGUCCGAGAAGAAGAUUGUGUUUACAGAUGGAGAUUUGAUCAAAUACAAUCUGCAGCCUUCCCCGUUCCUGUCUGGAUUUCUGAUGGAGCUUUUGGAGAGAGAGGAUUCUGCCCGAAGCGUGGUGUACACAUUCCCACACCUCACCAUCCAAGAGUUUGUAGCUGCAGUCGCACAAUUCCUGAUCCCAGACGGCAGAGAUAUUAUGAAACUCCUCACUGAAGCCCACAACAUGACAGAUGGGCGAUUUGAGAUGUUUCUCCGUUUUGUUGCUGGUCUCUCCUCCCCAAUGACAGCUCGGGGCCUGGUGGAGUUUCUGGGGCCAUUUCCCCAUGAAACAACCUGCCGGGUGAUUGACUGGAUGAAGGAGGAGGUUAAACGCUGGAGUGGAAACACGAGGAGUGAAGCUGGUAAAAGAAGCCUCCUGAACACAUUGCACUACCUGUUUGAGUCUCAGAAUCGUGGACUGGCUCAGGCCGCACUGGGAUCUGUGGAAAUACUUUCAUUCAGUGGAAUGACACUGACCCCGAUUGACUGCGCGGUCCUGUCUCAUGUCAUCGGACUCUGUGAUACAAUAAAACACCUCGACCUGUGGAACUGCCACAUUCAGUGUGAAGGAAUCCAGCGGCUGGGACCCGGGCUGCACAAGUGCCAGGAGUUGAGACUGAGUUUUAAUAAACUGGGAGAUUCAGGAGUGAAACUGGUGUCUGCGGCUCUGAGGAACCCGGAGUGUAAAAUACAGAAACUGGGGUUGUUCAAUAUCGGUCUCACAGAUUCUGGUGCCGAGGAUCUCGUCUCCGCUCUCAGUACAAACCCAUCACUGACGGAGCUGAAGCUGGGAUCAAACUCGCUGACAGACCGAUCUGUCCCCGCUCUCCGCAGUCUCAUACAGACCCUCCCGAGUCUGGAGUGGAUCAUGCUGGGGGACAAUCAGUUCAGUGACACCGGGAAGAAGGAACUGAGAUCUCUGCAGGGAGUCAGACCUGGACUGACAGUGACCGUGUGAACAUCUGAAUGUGUGAACAUCCCCGCCCGCGGGAUGGGGACAUUUUCGCCGAUUCCUCGCCCCCCCCUUUAACCCCGCCCCCACCUUCCCCUUACCUUUAAUGGCCACGCGCCAGGUUUAAUUCCCAACAGUUUUAACGGAACUAGCUUCUCUCGUUGUGACGUUUUUCGCCUCCUGUCCAGCGGCGCAGCUUCCGCCGGAUGUGCGGGUUCGAGACCCCGGGGAAUGACACAGACGGGAAGAGCCCGGGGGCCGGGGCUCAGUCUGGGACACCGGUGUCCCGGGGUGGGAUUAUCCCGGGAGUACGUAAUGCUGGCUGGCCUGCUGCGUUCACGGGCAACUUUUACGUUUCAUGCCGGGGAAUUACACAGACAGGAAGGGCCCGAUGAUGGCGGGUUUUUUCUGAGACACGGAUGACUCCUGACCGGCGUGGAUAACUUCACUCACAUCAUCUCUGAACUGAUUCCACAACCUACGGACUCACUUUCAAAGAAUCUACAACUCGUGUCAUUAUUAUUUAAUAUUUUAUUUGCACAAAUUUGCCUUCCUUUGCACGUUGCUUGUUGUUUAGUCUUUGUUUUUGUAUAGUUUUUCAUAAAUUCUGCUAUAUUGAUUUAUUGUCCUGUAAAUGACUGCAAUAAAAUGAAUCUCAGGGUAGUAUAUGGUGACAAAUAAGAACUUUGAUAAUAAGCAACACGCAUCAAAGUUGCUGGUGAACCCAGCAGGCCAGGCAGCAUCUGUAGGAAGAGGUACAGUCGAGACCCUUCGUCAGGACUAACUGAAGGAAGAGUUAGUAAGGGAUUUGAAAGUGGGAGGGGAAGGGGGAGAUCCAAAAUGAUAGGAGAAGACAGGAGGGGGAGGGAUGGAGCCAAGAGCUGGACAGGUGAUUGACAAAAGGGAUAUGAGAGGAUCGUUGGACAGGAAGCACACAGAAUCUAUGGCGAAGGAACAUGCGGUGCCCGUGGAUACAAUUCCGGGAUCGAAUGUGUUAUUGAUUGUAAUAACAGUAUUUUAAUUUGUGUUUUAUAUCGUCUUGGGUAUUGCAUGUAUGUUUCAAUUCUAAUAAUGUUGUCAUUGAAUAAACUAAUGUAUAUAUCUCGGAUAUUCACACAUACACAUAUACAUGUGUGUUUUGGGGAGGAGGGGAGAGGGGUUUGGGAGGAAGAGGAGUGACGGGACGAGGAGUGGACUGAUGAGACGGUGACCGUAGCAAAGUCAAUAGGGCACGGA
Messenger RNA from Mobula hypostoma (lesser devil ray), 4631 nucleotides. Its product is annotated as NACHT, LRR and PYD domains-containing protein 3-like. Gene Ontology annotation, molecular function: protein binding. Gene Ontology annotation, cellular component: cytoplasm. The record is from RefSeq and is a predicted model, not a curated record. The transcript is spliced from 9 exons. The coding region runs from base 546 to 3401 and encodes 951 amino acids. NCBI's taxonomy places the organism in Eukaryota, Metazoa, Chordata, Chondrichthyes, Myliobatiformes, Myliobatidae.